AUGGCGAGUAAGGCAGAAGACAAAGACUCUGUACUUACCGAUGUAUUGGCAAGAAUGCUAGAACUCAUCUCGCAGAUACAAAAUCGAGAACAGCGCCCUGAAUUGACCAUUGAGGCUUUGGCACCGUCGAUUAAAGAAUUUUCUUUUGAUCCGGAGAAAGGCACCACGUUUGACAAAUGGUAUUGCCUUUACGAAGAUAUCUUCAAGGAAGAUGCCAAAGCACUCUCAGAAGCCGCCAGGGUGAGACUUCUCUUGAGAAAACUUAGCCCUAAUUGCCAUGCAGGUUAUGUUAAUUCAUUACUGCCAAGAGCACCCAGAGAUCUCAAUUACGAGCAAACAGUCGAGGCCCUCAACAAACUCUACGGCUCACGUGAAUCCUUAUUUCACAUCCGAUGGAAGUGUCUUCAGAUGCAGAAAGACGAAGCAGAUGAUUUCAAGAGCCACUCUACAAAAGUAAACAAAGCGUGUGAAGAUUUCCGUCUUGGAGAUUUGACGCCAGAACACUUUAAGGUUCUUAUCUUCAUCAUGAGCCUUCGCGACAGUAAAGACAAGGAGGUGCGAUCACGCCUUUUACGUCUUUUGGACACUGAAGAUCCCUCGAAGAUUACACUCAAUCUCAUGGCUGAGGAAUCCAUCAGAUUCACCACAAUUAAAUCGGAUAGUGCAGUUGUGGAGCAAUCAGCUCAAGGGAACAAUUCUUCAAUGGAAGUGUGUGCUGUCAAGCAGAAACCUGUCAACAGCAAAGGCAAAGCACACGCACACACAAACAACAACUCUCAAAAGUCUCCAAAAACAACACCACCCUCUCCGUGCUGGCAGUGCGGUGGAAUGCAUUUUGUGAAAUUUUUUUCUGCAAGGAACAAGCCCCCUCGGGAAAAACAGCAAGCAUCCGUGAACGCGAUCGCCAUAGACGAGUGUUCAUUGACUUCACUCAGACGCAGUGUCGAUGUCAAAAUAAACAACAUAACCUAUCGUUUGUUGUACGACCCAGGAUCGGAAGUUACCAUUAUCUCAGAUGCAAAUUGGCGUCUUAUGGGCUCUCCACCACUUCAGAAUCCCUCCAUCACAGCGAGAGAUGCACAAGGAAAUCCACUGACUUUCCAUGGUGAGCUUCAUACACAGGUGACUUUCCGGGAGAUGAAUCGCGCAGCCAAGUGUCUCAUAAGCACUAGUGAUAUCAAUCUCUUUGGGGCUGAUUGGCUCACUCUUUUUGGAUUAUGGAAUGUACCAGCUUCCACCUUCACCUGCACCAGUACGGUAAAGGCCAUUGAGGGAUACACAAUCAGACACAACAUCGUCACAAAGCUCAAGCAGAAGUCUUCAGCAGCAACAACAGUUUUAUCACAGAGUUUGGGAAAACAUAACAACAACAAAGCGAAGGAACACCUUUGCCUUAAGCCAAAUUGUGCACCAGUUUUUCGUACCAGAUGCCCAGUACCGAUUCUUAUGACUGAAUUGGUAGACGAAGAACAUCAGAGACCACAAAAUGUCGAGAUCAUCAUGCCCAUGGAGUACAGUGAGUACACAAAAGCCCAUUAUCCUAUUCCCAACCCCAAGUUUGACACAGACUUUGCGGGAAUUUCGUCAUUCAGCGAUGAUGUGCCUUAUGCUACUCCUGACAUGGAGCGCCAUGGGAAAGCUUUUUCAGCUGUUUUUAAUUGUUCCGGACCCUAUGGAUCCUACUAUCCAGAGACAGAACUCAAGAGCGCCAACACGGAUUUCUUCCAUUCAUUUAUGCUCUCGGGUACCUAG
Messenger RNA from Phlebotomus papatasi, 1752 nucleotides. RefSeq lists its product as uncharacterized. The record is from RefSeq and is a predicted model, not a curated record. Gene Ontology annotation, biological process: proteolysis. The transcript is spliced from 3 exons. Bases 1 to 1752 code for a protein of 583 amino acids. NCBI's taxonomy places the organism in Eukaryota, Metazoa, Arthropoda, Insecta, Diptera, Psychodidae. Gene Ontology annotation, molecular function: aspartic-type endopeptidase activity.